Sinocyclocheilus grahami is the source of this 630-nucleotide messenger RNA. Its product is annotated as CMP-N-acetylneuraminate-beta-galactosamide-alpha-2,3-sialyltransferase 1-like. NCBI's taxonomy places the organism in Eukaryota, Metazoa, Chordata, Actinopteri, Cypriniformes, Cyprinidae. Bases 1 to 630 code for a protein of 209 amino acids. Gene Ontology annotation, molecular function: beta-galactoside (CMP) alpha-2,3-sialyltransferase activity. The record is from RefSeq and is a predicted model, not a curated record. The transcript has 6 exons. Gene Ontology annotation, cellular component: membrane. Gene Ontology annotation, biological process: sialylation.
AUGGAGAGUUUGGGCCCUGGCGGUGUGGCAGCGGCCGGAGGGCUCUCACAGGAGGAGGAGGACGAGCUGGGCCCACAGGCUUUCUUGCAUGGCACCCAUUCACUGAAGUGGAUCCACUGGAUAAAUAAAGGCCUGACAGAAGGUUAUGAGAAGGAUGUGGGGUCAAAGAUGACUCACUGGUUUCUGUAUCCCGAGAGUGCCAUGGACUUAAACAACUCCACCCAUCUGGUGCUUUUUCCCUUUAAGAUUCUGGACAUGCAGUGGUUCAUCAGUGCCUUCACCACUAAAAACAUCACACAAACAUACGUACAAGUGCCAUCUACAAUCAAAGCAAAUAAGGUCAAGGUGAUGAUCCUCCACCCAGAAUUCAUAAGAUACGUCUAUGAUAACUGGGCAGAAGGGCAUGGCAGAUAUCCAUCCACUGGUUUCUUAACACUGAUGUUCGCUCUUCACAUCUGUGAUGAGGUGAAUAUAUUUGGGUUUGGAGCUACGAGUGAUGGAAACUGGCAUCAUUAUUUUGAUAAAACAUUGACUUAUGAGAUCGGCGUUCAUGGUGGAAAAUUAGAAAGUGAAACAAUUAAUCGACUCGAACAGGAAAACAAGAUUUUGAUUCACAAGGGUUGGACAUGA